AAAUUGUUUGGCCGUAGACUUGGGUGGCUAACACCAAGUAGCUAUAUAAGCCGAACUCGUGCGACGACAGCUGUCAUUGGAGAAAGGAAAGUGAUCUCUUCCCAAAAUGCGUGUGCCUGUGAACCGGUUUUUUGUUGGAUUUACAUCACCUGCGUUUCCGUCAAAUGGGCCGAGCAUGGAAUAACAUCGCAACGGAGGAAUACAAUGAUAUGCGUGAUGCAAUUUUGAGAAUUGCAGUGUUGCUUCAUUGGAGAGAGGCUAGCUAGCUCAAAUAGCUUUGCUAGCUAGCUUGGGGUUUGAUAAAAGUGCGACGUUUCAUCCUCCAGUUUUUUGGACAUGAAGAGGAUAAUUCGCUAUUCAUAGGGGCUGGAAGAAUGGCAUCAGAGGAUAAGACUGUGGAACCCUCUGACCAGGGACCCUCACCGCCCUCCAGCAGUGUAGGGGCCACCUCCACAGGAAGUCCUGCCCACGCAGACAAGCGACCACGUGGCAGGCCGCGUAAGGAUGCUGUUGCCAUCCUACCCCAGGCACCACCCUCAUCCACAUCAAAGAACAGAAAGAAGGGUCGCACCAGAGGGAGGGCUGUUGUGGACGAGGAGGACAGCAUGGAUGGGACUGAGAUAACAGAGUCCUCUGGCCUGCAGGACACAGAAACAACAAUCCAGCCAGUGGAAACUGAGGAAUUGGUGACCACUGAAGUGCCAGAGCAUGAAAAGCCCACUUCUCCUCUGACCCAGAGCCCUCCAGCUGAGAGUUCAGUAGGACCAUCUGCCCCAACGAGUAGAGAAGUCAAAAGCAGCGAGCAUCCUUGUGCCUUCUGUUACUGUGGUAGCCGUAGCCUGCUGGGUCAGGGGGAGCUGCGAGCAUUCAGCACCACGCCUGAGCUUGAAGCACUCCUCAGCCACAAGGAUGGAGGAGGCUCAACAAGCGAAAGCAGUGAUGUCGACAAAACCACUCAGCCAAAAGUGGCAGGAGAGACCACCUCAGGACAGAGGGAAAAGACAAGUGGGUCUGAAAGCUGCGAGGAAGAACCAGACCCAGCCAAUCGAUUUUGGGAUGAGCUUUCUUAUGUUGGCCUUCCACAAGAUCUCAAUGUCCAGUCUCUCUUUAAGUCAGGGCAAUGCUGGGCACAUCAGAGUUGUGCCUUGUGGUCCGAAGGUGUUUGCGAGGGCGAGGGACAAUCUCUGCUUAAUGUGGACAGAGCCAUUGACUCAGGGAGCACAAAGCACUGUGCAUACUGUAAGCGCCUUGGAGCAUCCAUUAAGUGCUGUGCUGAAGGAUGUGCUCAACUCUACCAUUACCCCUGUGCUGGGGCAGCUGGGACCUUUCAGGAUAUCAGGAGUCUGACGCUCCUCUGCCCCGAACACUCUGAAUUGGCCAUUGACAAAUUUGUAGAUGAUGUAAAUUGUGCGCUCUGUGAUAGCCCAGGGGACCUGCUGGACCAGCUCUUCUGCACCAGUUGUGGUCAGCAUUACCACGGGAUAUGCCUGGAUAUGGCCGUGACCCCUCUAAGGAGGGCAGGAUGGCAGUGCCCUGAGUGCAAAAUCUGCCAGACGUGCAAGAACCCAGGAGAGGACACUAAAAUGCUGGUGUGUGACAUGUGUGACAAAGGCUACCAUACCUUCUGUCUGCAACCUGCUAUAGACUCUCUGCCCACCAAUGGCUGGAGAUGUAAGAACUGCAGAGUGUGCAUCCAAUGUGGAACACGAAGCAGCAGGCAGUGGCACCACACAAGCCUCCUGUGUGAGAACUGCGUCCAAAACCAGGACCCUUCUCUGUGCUGUCCCACAUGUGCCUGCAUUCUGGACCCUGAGCAUCACAAAGACUUACUCUUCUGCCACACUUGUAAAAGAUGGCUUCACCUGGAGUGCGAGCGUCAGAACUCAGGCCAAGUAGAAAUCCACCCUCGAGAGGACUAUGUUUGUUCCAACUGCAGGUCUCCUGCUGCAGAGCAGCCGCUACAAGCAGAGGAUAUGGACACCGGCCCAGAGCUCAGCCCUCAGCCAGCCUCCAUGCACACAGACUCUGAGACUGGCCUACAGCUGGCUAAAAAGCACACGGACCUAGAACCUGGCACUCAGCUGCCUCCUGAAAUGCACAAGGACCCCAAACCGGAAUUACUCGCUGUUCCAUUGCACUCAGAUCCAGAGCCUGUUCAGGCUACCGUCCAGGAGGAGAAGCUGGCCACGUCAGCCCAGAAGCCUGAAGUCUCUGUGGAAGCUGAUGUCGAAAUGAAGGUUACUGAAUUGUCUGUCAUCAAAAUCCAAACUGAAUUCAAUCCAGAAACUAAAGCAGCAGCCAGAGUCCAACCUACAGAGAGUCCUGAGCCAUCGGGGACUUCCAACCAGGAGUCUGAUUCUUGUCCAGCCCUGCUCUCUAUGGAGGCACUACAGACACAGGAUACCACUUUACAUAUUAAGCCAGCAAAGACAGAGGCCUGUCCUGAGCAGGGCAUGGCCAACCCCUGCACAAAGGAUUUAAAGGCCAUCAUCUCAACCACCAAAGAACCAAGUACUGCAUCAGUACCUUUCAUGGACCAACCAAUGGAGGUCUCAAUAGUCCAGCCUUCAAGUAUGGAUGUAGUCAGGGCUUCUCUCUUGGAAACUGCUCCAAAGGAACCUAACAAGGAGAGGAGUGAGGUUAUUUUUCACAGGAACCUGGCAGAGACUGUUAAGCCCUCAGCCUCUCAUACAUCUGAGGACAUGUACACUAUUCUGGAGAGCAAGCCUAAUCUCUCGCUUUCCAGCCUGCCUUCAGAGGAGAAACCAAUGAAAUCAUGUGUGGAAAGGUUGGCAGAAAUGGUUUCUUCUCCUUGCCACCUCUCCCCUCUUGCCCGCGGGACCUCUCCCAGAGAGCCACCUCAGACCCAGAUCCUACCUUCACUGGGUGACCACAGCAGUCUAAUACCCACCACCACACUUAUACCACUCACCCCUAAGAUUGGAAUGGGAAAGCCAGCCAUCACCAAGAGGAAGUUUUCUCCUGGGAGGCCACGAGUCAAACAGGGUGCAUGGAGUCCCUAUAGCAGUGUGAGCUCCCCCUUGUCCUGGUCGCCAGACCAGCCAGAGGGGUGGGACGUCCCAAAGACCAGGCAGUCCUCUGGCAGUCCCGGCUGGAGCAUCAGAGUGGGUCGAGGCUCUGGCUUCACUGGAAGGAGGAGGCCCAGAGGGGCUGGUCUGUCAGGUAGAGCUGGACGUGGCAGGGCCAGAGGCAAGAAUGGGGCGAGUCCCAACAUCAACCCCGGGAUCAUCUCUAUAGAAACACCGUACCAGGUCAAGGAGGAAGAGGAGAAUGCCAUGCACAACACAGUGGUCAUAUUUUCAAGCAAUGACAGUUUCACGUUAAAACAGGACAUGUGCGUGGUGUGUGGGAGUUUUGGCCUCGGUGCAGAAGGACGUCUUUUGGCUUGUGCUCAGUGCGGCCAGUGCUACCAUCCAUUCUGUGUUGGAAUAAAGAUUACCAAGGUGGUCCUGAGUAAAGGCUGGCGAUGUCUGGAGUGCACGGUUUGCGAGGCCUGCGGCCAGGCCACAGAUCCUGGUCGCUUGCUGCUGUGUGACGACUGUGACAUCAGCUAUCACACCUACUGCCUGGACCCUCCCCUGCAGAAUGUGCCCAAGGACAGCUGGAAGUGUAAAUGGUGUGUGUCCUGUACCCAGUGUGGUGCCACUACCCCAGGCCUAAGGUGUGAGUGGCAGAAUAAUUACACCCAGUGUGCCCCCUGUGCCAGCCUUGCAUCAUGCCCCAUCUGCCUGGUGGACUACAGCGAAGGCACCACAAUUCUGCAGUGCCGCCAAUGUGACAGAUGGUUCCAUGCUACUUGUCAGGGCCUCCAUUCAGAGGAAGAUGUGGAAAAAGCUGCAGACAGCAGCUUUGACUGCACAAUGUGCCGAACUUUCAAAACCACUAAAGUUGUGACCAAGGCCAGAGACACCAUUGAGCCUGUAGUUAUGACGCAGAUUGUCACAAAGGCGAGAGAAAUGGAUUUGUCAAGGACUUAUACACAGGAUGGAGUUUGCUUGACAGAGUCGGGGCUUUGCCAGUUGCAGAGCUUGUCAGCCACGGCAUCACGGCGCAGGAAACAAAAACCCAAGCUCAAGCUGAAGAUCAUUAACCAGAACAGUGUGGCAGUGCUACAGGCUCCUGUAGACCCCCACUUAGAGCUCCCUCGUGAUGAAGACAUGGAGGACAACAGAGAGGCGGAGCUCCUAGAUUGUGAGGCGAAGUCUGACUCGAGCCUGGAGCGAGAGCCAGCAGAAGACGACUCCAAAGGGGCCGACGGCGGCAAGAAGAGGAAGAGGAAACCGUACCGGCCGGGAAUUGGUGGGUUUAUGGUCCGCCAGAGAAGCCGGCCGGGUCAAGGUCCAGGAAAGGCCAAACGAUCUCUCUGUCGAAAAGAUUCCUCUGGAUCUGUGUCAGAGAUCCCCAUUGGAAAAGAUGAGGGUUGGUCGGAGACUCUGCCUGACACACCGGUGGACGAGGUGCCGCCUGGACCAGAGGUGCCAGAAAAAAUAAAGAAACGCUACCGGAAGAAGAAAACAAAACUGGAGGAAGCUUUUCCCACCUACCUCCAGGAGGCUUUCUUUGGAAAGGAUCUACUGGACAAAAGCAAGCAGAGCAGGCAGCAGGGGGUCGAGUCAGGUUUAAUGGAAGAAGGGCAAAACCAAGUAGAGAGAAGGCAUCCCACUACCAGCUUCCUGGACCACUCAUCAGAUCCUCUGCUCAGCGCUUCAACAUCAGCGCUCCCCAACAGAUCACCAGCAGCACAGACGUCUGAGGAACCAUUAGUUGAUCUAUCUGAUGUUCUGAACACUGAUGCAGACAUCUUGGGAAUGCUGGGAAAGCCGGGCAGUGACUCUGGUCUUGAUUUUUGCCCCUUCCAGGUUGACAGCUCACCUCCUUCUUUUGCUGGUCUGGACAUUGGGAGCCUGACAGAUGGUUCCCCGGUUGCGCCCCACUCUCAGGCUGGCCGGAGGACACCUCGAACCCUCCCAGAGGAGCCCCUGGACGGCAUUCUCAGCCCAGAGCUGGACAAGAUGGUCACUGAUGAAUCAAUUCUAAGCAAACUUUACAAAAUUCCAGAGCUGGAGGGCAAAGAUGUGGAGGAUCUCUUCACAGCAGUGCUGAGCCCCAGCACAAGCCACCCACCUCCCCCUCCACAGGUGCCUCACACUCGGGGUCCGGGGCACCACCCUGCCACAGCUGGCACUAGUAUUUCUCACCCCAAUGCAGGGAAUCCCAUGUUUCCAAGGAUGCCAAUGAUUAAUGGUAUGAUGGGACCAAACCAACGCUUCCCCACAAAUACAGGAGCAGGUCCCUGCAUCCCAGAGAAUUUCUCCCCCCUUAACCGCAUGCCUUUCACUGACAAUCAAAGAGAUAGAAAGUUUAAUCAGAUGCCUAGAGAGGCAGUAGGUCAAUGGACCUCACCUGCCCAUGUUUCUGGCCCUACACCCCCUGGAUCUCUGCCUGAGGGGGAGACUGAAGCCAUGUCAAAUGCCCAAAGGAGUACACUCAAGUGGGAGAAGGAGGAGACUCUUGGAGAGCUGGCCACUGUCGCGCCUGUCCUUUAUACCAAUGUCAAUUUUCCAAACCUUAAAGAAGAAUACCCAGACUGGUCUACAAGGGUAAAGCAAAUUGCAAAACUUUGGAGGAAAGCUAGUUCCCAAGACAGGGCCCCAUAUGUGCAAAAGGCAAGAGAUAACCGAGCAGCCCUGCGUAUCAACAAAGUCCAGAUGUCGAAUGAGACGGUGAAGAGGCACCAUCCACAGCAACAGCCCCCUGAGGUGUUUGAUCCCAACAUACCACUAGACACAGAACUGCUGUUUAAAGACCCUUUGAAACCAAAAGAGUCAGAGCAUGAACAAGAGUGGAAGUUUAGACAGCAAAUGAGGCAGAAGAGCAAACAGCAAGCCAAAAUUGAAGCCACUCAGAAACUGGAGCAAGUUAAGAAUGAGCAACUUCAGCAACAGCAGCAACAACAAGGCAACAGCCAAUCUGAUGGAGAUGGAAACAACAGUGGCAACCAGAGCCCAGCUUCACAGCCCAGUAAUGGCAGCUUGUCCCCCAUGCAGCAAGUCAAUUCUAAAGAGGGCUUUGCAAGGCCACAGCUCCCAGGGACGCCAACUUCAUGUGCUCCAGAGGAUGUGUUCUUACGACCCCCUCCUCCCCCUCCAUCUGGUCCAUCCUCUCAACCUCAGUCACCACAGGUAUUCUCACCAGGUUCUUCUGGUUCAAGACCCUCUUCUCCAUGGGACCCAUAUGCCAAAAUGGUUGGAACCCCAAGACCCCCAAGUCUUGGGCCAAAUACAUGUCGUAGAAUGCCUCCAGAAUCUGGAAAAUCACCCACCUCCUUGAUGGAGCAGCAGGACAGAGGGAGGCCCUCUCCUGCUCAUGAAUCUUUUGGCUCUCCAACUUCGAUGAGUAAUGACCCAUACGCAAAACCUCCUGACACGCCACGGCCUACUGGAGAAAUGGACCCUUUUCUGAAACCCAUGGGACCACCCCGGGCCAGUCAGGCAGCUCAGGGAAGGCCCCCGAUGGGUUCUCCCGGCAGAGAUCCAUACUCAAGGCCCAUGAUAAGAAACGAGGCCUAUCAGCGCAUGGCCCAGAACAGGAUGAUCUUGUCUGACCCUUACUCGAGGCCUUUACUAGCCCCGAUCCCAGGAAGUAAUGAGUCAGGCUCGCUCCCGUUGUUCAAAACACCAAUGCCCCCUUCUCAGGCUCAGGAUCCCUUCAACCGACCAGGUCCACAUCAGUCUGACAGGUUCAUCCAGAAUCACCAGAACGACCCCUAUACUCAGCCUCCGCAUACCCCGAGACCAUCAGGGAACGACAACUUCACAAGUCCUCCCAGAAUGGGCCAGCAUCACCCUCAGGGGCAAUCAUUUGCGCAGCCAGUACCUAUGAACCAAAUGUCAAGAAAUCCUUAUGCUCAUGCACCUUCUACUCCAAGGCCGGACCACUUCACAUAUGACCCUUUUGCCCAGCCUUCUGGUCCCAGCAAGCCAGCUAUUGGCCCUUUCUCACAGUCAACCGGCAACCAACGAUCCUUCAUUGAACCAGGCAGUCAACCUCGCCCAUUUUUUGAGCCCUAUGCACGGCCUCCAGGAACGCCACGUCCUCAUGACAACUAUGGUCAGCCCUCGAAUGUCCCUAGUCCAUCCUCAGACCCUUACUCGCAGGCUCCUUCAACUCCUCGUCCUAGUGGAAUGAACCAGUUCAGUCAUCAGUCACACCUUGGACAGAGGAUGUCACCUUCCCACUCAGUGGACCCUUAUGCUCAACCACCAGGUACUCCAAGGCCCUCUGUGGGAGAGAGGUUCUCCAAGUCACCGGGCAGCCAGAGGGGGCAGAUAGAGCCGUUUACAAGUACACCUGGGACUACAAGACCAGGGAGUAGUGACAUGUUUUCACAGCCUGGGGCCCCCAGACCAUUGCUUAAUGACCCCUAUGCUCAGCCUCCAGGGACCCCACGGCCAGGUCCUGAUGGACUCAGCAGACAAGGUCAAAGGCUUGGACCAAUGGGAGGCCAGGAUCCAUUCUCCCCUCCUCAAAGCAGACUUCAAGAGAACUUCCCUCAUCCGGGCUGCCAAACACCAAAACACUCUGGUGUGUCGGAAGAUGGAUUCACUCAGUCACCCUCCAGAAGACCUAGUCAGACACCUAGCCAUGACCCCUUUGAACAAAGGGAAAUGAAAGAUCAGUCAGGUGUGGGGAAUAAUGGAACUGUCCCUCAAGACCUACAAAUACCUGGUGCUUCCUCUGAGGCUCAGGGUGUUGCGCUCGCUGAUAGCGAAGAAAGACUCAGACAGCGACAACGAAUAAGAGAACUAAUCCUCAAGCAGCAGCAGCAGAGGAGCGCUAUUCGUCAGGAGAGGGGCCCUCAGGAGCCUGUUGGCAACAUUCCUCCAGGAACACCACGACCCUGGCCCCAAGAGGCCCCUGGGCAACCAGGGGAAAUGUUUAACCGGCCUCCCCCCCCUUACCCUGGACAAGUACCCAUGAGAGGACCAAUGAGGUUUCCUGGACCUUUUCCAGGAGAUCAGCGUGUCCCUUUCCCUAAUGAAGGACAAAUCCCCAGGGGUCCACAUCCCGGAGACCCUAAUUUGAGACAUCAGGGGCCAAGGUUUGCAUUUCCACCAGGGGUUCUAGGACCUCAUGGGGCCCAAGAGUUCUUCCCCCGGGGGCACCACCCAAUGCAGGAUGUCCCUCCUCAAAUGAGACGGUCCAUGUCAGCUGAAAUGGCAAAGAGUAUGGGAGGCAACCCUAUGGGGAUGCCCCAGCACUUUCCACCACGUGGUAUGCCUGUGCAGCAACACAACAUCAUGGGCCAGCCUUUCAUUGAAUUACGACACAGAGUAGCAGAAAAUAGGCCACGUAUGCCAUUUCCCCCGGGUGCUAUGCAAGGUGGCAACAUAGAUCCCAACUUUCAGGGUCAGCGGCUACCAGGCUUCGCAGGAGGAUCUGAUUCCAGGUUUCCUAUAAAUCAGGGGCUCAGGAUGGUUGAUGCCAUGGCCGGCCAAAGCGGACAUUUACAUCUAUCUACCAGCAUGGACAAUCUUCAUCAGCAAGUCCAAAUGCCAGAUAACAACUCGCUCAAACAAUCUUUUAUGAGAUCCAUGAGCCAGCCUGCUUCCAGUGACAGCCAAAACAUGACAGCAUCUAUGAUCCUGUCUGCACCCUCUGCUGGGCAGACUGAGGCAGUCUCUGAAGGUGUGGAGGAAAAACUUGAUGCAGAGGAAUCAGCAGUGAAAGAUCUUGAGGAUGUGGAGGUGAAAGACUUGGUGGAUGCAGACUUGGAGAACCUUAAUUUGGAUCCUGAAGACGGAAAAGACCUAGAUCUAGAGACAAAUGACCUACACCUUGAUGACUUCUUAACAUCAGGGAAAUUCGACAUUAUUGCCUAUACAGACCCUGACCUAGAUGACAUCAAGAAAGACCUGUUUAAUGAGGAGCUGGAUCUCAGUGAUCCUAUGGAUGACCAUAAUGACACUGCAGAUAUCAGUAAAACUUCAAGCACAGUAACUGAGGCUUCAUCGAGUUCUGCAUCUGUACUGGCAAAGUCAGAGGCCUCAGGUGAGCAGUCUUCAGCUGAAAUCAAGCUGGAAGCCUCUGGGAGUCAGGACUCUGCCUCUUUCGCACACGGCAAGGAAAUAAAACUAGAGGUCAAGGACUGUCAGAACCCCCCUGAGGUCGUUGACCAGCAAACCUCCAACCAGCAGGGAGUUCUGUCUGACUCCACCCCGGUCCUGUCUAGUUUACUCAUUAAGCAGCAGCCUGAAGAGCAGUCAUUAAAUACAAUCAUGGAAUCUGUCAAUCCAGGAGGUAACCUCAUGCCCCAGCAGAACCAAGUCACAGACACUCAGCAUACAGCUGGACUUACAAUAACUCAAACCAUACCUGACGCUACCUCUACAGGAGAAGCCUCUAUGGCCGACUUUGAGGCAGACCACCAGAUGGGGCUUGCUGGAAUUGACCAGAGCGGUCUGAGCCUGGCUCAGCAGGCUGCACUGAACCAGGCGUUGGGCCAGCACAGCCUGCAACAUCGGCCUCUUCUGCUAGAGGAGCAGCCACUCCUACUGCAAGACCUCCUGGACCAGGAAAGGCAGGAGCAACAACAGCAGAGGCAGAUGCAAGCCAUGAUACGACAACGCUCCAGCGACUCCUUCUUCCCAAACAUUGAUUUUGAUGCCAUCACCGAUCCCAUAAUGAAAGCCAAGAUGGUUGCUUUGAAAGGCAUCAACAAAGUCAUGGUUCAGAACAACAUGGGAAUGAAUCCAAUGGUCAUGAACAGAUUUCCUGCUGUCCCUGUACCACCUUCUCCUGAAAGCACACCACUUCCACCACAAGUUGUUGGACAGGAUGGCAAAUUGACACAAGUUGCAAGACCGAAUCCACCAAACUUUGGACCAGGAUUUGUCAACAAUGCUCAGAGGGCUCAGUACGAGGAGUGGCUCCAGGAGACUCAGCAACUACUUCAAAUGCAGCAGAAGUUUUUGGAAGAGAAGAUUGGAGCUCAUAGGAAGUCUAAGAAAGCCCUGUCUGCCAAACAGAGAACAGCUAAGAAAGCGGGGAGAGAGUUCCCUGAGGAGGACGCUGAGCAGCUCAAACAUGUCACAGAGCAGCAGGGUGUAGUGCAGAAACAACUGGAGCAGAUCCGCAAGCAGCAGAAGGAGCAUGCUGAACUUAUAGAGGAGUACAGAGUGAAACAGCAGCAAAACAAUAUGACACCCAUACUGCCUGGGAUGCACCCAAUGGCAGGUCCUGCUGGUAUGGUGCCCAGUGGACCUCCAAUGGCCCCAAGUGGACCAUCAAUGGGCCCCAGUGGACCUCCAAUGGGCCCCACUGGACCUCCAAUGGUCCCCAGUGGACCUCCAAUGGGCCCCAAUGGACCUCCUAUGGUCUCCAGUGGACCUCCUAUGGUCUCCAGUGGACCUCCUAUGGUCUCCAGUGGACCUCCAAUGGGCCAACCACCUAUGAACCCCAUGAUGCAGAUGCCUCUUCAUCCUGGUCAGCCAAAUGCACCUCAGUGUUUGCCCAACCCACCACCCGGCUGGCAUCCUGGUGCUCCCAUGCCCAUGGCCGGACAAGGGCUUCCACCUAUAAUGCCCCCGCGGGUACCUGUAGCAAAUCCUGGUCAACCUCAUCAGAUGACGAUGGGUAACAUACCUCAACACCCACAAAUGCCUGUGGAUCCCCAGGCACAAGCCGCUCCAUCAGGUGGUGGUAAACCCAUGCAAGGAGGGGGUAUGAAUUUUGACGACAACAACCCAUUCAGUGAAGGCUUCCAGGAGCGGGAGAGGAGGGAGCGACUUCGGGAGCAGCAGGAGAGACAGCGGGUGCAGCUGAUGCAGGAAGUUGAACGACAGAGAGCCCUGAAACACCGAAUGGAAAUGGAACAGCAAGGGAUGAUGGGCCAAGAUGGGAACAUGGCACCUCUCACUCAGAUGCCAUUUUUUAACUCGGAGCUGCCACAGGACUUCAUGCAGCCCCAGAGGCCACCUCUGCAACAACAACAACCCGGGACGAUGUUCCCCCAGCACCAGGGCAUGAUGCCCAGUAUGGGCUCAACACCCGGAGCCUUUAUGCAAGGAGAAAGGAGGGCAAUGAUGGGCAAUGGAAUGAUGCCCCGCGACAUGGGGCCUGGUUUUGGACCUGAUAAUCUCACUCUACAGGCACCUAAUUUCCAGGGUCAUCCCAGACCUCGUCAGUUCAGUGGACCUGGAAUGAUGCUUCCGAUGCCAGGUGAGGGUCCUCCAUUCGGAGGUGAUUCAGCCACACCUCUACCAUCUAACUUCCCCGGCUCUGGCCAGUCUCUAAUUCAACUUUACUCCAACAUCAUCCCAGACGAGAAAGGAAAGAAAAAGCGGAAUCGCAAAAAGAAGAAAGAUGACGAUGCAGAUUCGGUUAAGACACCUUCAACUCCACACUCAGACCUCACAGCCCCUCUAACACCAUGUGUCUCAGACACCUCGUCAACCCCAACCAGAAACACCCAUCUCUUUGGUGACCAGGACUUGUCAAGGUCCCCGUUGCUGGGAUCUUCCACCCCCAGUCACUCUGAGCUGGAAAGGCAACUUUCUGGAGGUCAGUGUGGACAACAUAGCUUGUCCUCAGACUCAGCUAGAGCUCAGGCUCAGGAACAUGAUAGGAUCCUCAACAACAUCAAGCUGGAGCAGACGGAUGUCAGUGAGUGUCACGGGCCCAGAGAAGGAAACAUUGUAUCUGGAAUGAACUCUGUGAAGGAGGAGGGUAAUAAAGGGAGCAUGUCUCCCUUUGCUGCAGGGCAAAGUCCAAAUAAGGGGGAAGCAGGCAAUGAACUACUAAAACACCUUCUGAAAAACAAGAGCACACCUCCACAUGGACUGUCCCAGCAGAGGUCAGAGGAGAGCAUGCGCUCGGAGGAAGAGGAGGCCACAGACUGCAAAUCUUUGCUGAGGCAAAGCUCCAUGGACAGCAAUGGGGCAUACUCAGAUGGCAUCCCAGACUUUCCUGGACCUCUGCUCCCUGAACAGGAGAAGAAGAAAGGGAGGAAUAAGAGGGCUCCAAAAGGAGGGGAGAAACCUGCUUCUAGAUACAAGAAGAGGAAAAAGGAAGGGGAUGACAGGCAGCUGAUGCACUCUGGCCCUGACUCUGUAAUGACCCAAAUCAAACAGCAGCUUUCCCUCCUGCCCCUCAUGGAGCCUCUGAUUGGAGUCAACUUUGCUCAUUUUGCUCCCUACGGCAGCGGCCAGCUCAACGGAGAGAACCUCCUAUCUGGUACUUUUGGCAGCGCCACACUUGAUGGAGUCUCUGACUACUACUCCCAACUGGCCUACAAGCAGAGUAACCUGAGCAAUCCACCAACACCACCUGCAUCUCUUCCUCCCACCCCACCACCUGUGAACCGACAGAAAAUGAUCAAUGGAUUUGCCACAACAGAAGAGCUGGCCAGCAAAGCUGCUGCCAUGGUGUCUAAAGGCCUCGUCCCCAAGCCACUCCAUGUCCCGUUCAGGACUGAGGAAGAUCUAUUAGCCCGUGCCAUUGCACAGGGACCAAAAACUGUGGAUGUCCCAGCCUCCCUCCCCACUCCUCCUCACAACAACCAGGAGGAGCUCAGCAACCGAGGACAGGAGCCUUGCAAGGACCGGGACACACCUGAUAGCUUUGUUCCUUCCUCUUCUCCUGAGAGCGUGGUUGGCAUGGAGAUCAGUCGCUACCCAGACCUGUCUCUGGUGAAGGAAGAGCCACCAUCCCCCUGCCUGUCUCCAGUCCUGCCCAUGCUUCCUGCACCUGAUGGGAAAGGAACACAAAUAAAACUGCAAGACAUUAAAACGGAGCCUUCAGCAAUGUUCUUUGGCACUCCCUUUGGGCCCAUGUCUAAUGGUUCCAAACAAGGGCUAGUAUCUGUGGCUAUCACACUGAGACCCGCUGCAGCAGAGAACAUCACAGGUGUAGUAGCAGCCAUUUCAGACCUACUGUGUGUGAAGAUCCCCAGCAGCUAUGAGGUCAGCAGCACCCCAGACAGGGGGUCCCUAUCCAUACUCGGUGGUCCAAGGAUGGGCCCCCACGGCAUGGAGCCUCGGCCUCACAUGCUCUUCCGCGGACAAGGAGACAAUGGAGGGCUUCACGGUCGGCCAGGACAGAUGAUGAGGCCCGUCGGAGUGCAGGGGAUGACGCAACAGCAGCAGGCACAUCAUUUCCUAUUCCAUCCCAACAGCCCAGGUGCAGCUUUGGCUCGAGGACUUGACCAGAAGACCACUGCCAGUCCGGGAUGUAAACCUCAGUGGUGUUGCCACUGUAAGGUGGUGGUUCUGGGAAAUGGAGUGCAGAAAUCCAUCAAAGAUCUCCCUGCCCACAUGAAGGAAUCUGAAGGCCGUUUGAAAUCUGAAGAAGACCUGGUCUUCUGCAGUCACAGCUGCUUCCUUCUAUACUGCUCCUCGGCACCUCUGCAAUCCAGAUCUCUCACAGAAACUAAGGAAUCCAUGUCCCUUCUGCCUACAUCAGUGCAAACAGAGAGCCUGUCUAAAACUCUGCACCAGUAUAGUAACAACAUGUCAUCUAUGGAUGUUCACUGCCUGGCCCAGCUUCAGCCAAAACAGUCUCCCCCCUCUACUCCUCCGAUCCCUUUCCCCACAGCAGGCGAGACUUCAAAGACCGAGACCAAGUCAGAUGCCAUCAAAGUAACAGUGAAGCUGAAGGCCCGGCCGAGGUCACAUGACGGCUGGCACCAGGGUAAGAGACAGAAAGGACUCCGCUGGAGGAAGUGGACUGUCCAGGUUGUGGUGCCAAGAGGAAACUCCCAGCUCCCGGAUGAGGAUAAGAUUGAUGAGCUCCUAAAGAAACUCGGGGCCUCCCUGCGGCCACCUGUGUCUCUGCGGGACUAUAGGCGGUGCUGUUUCUGCCACCAGUUUGGAGAUGGGAUCACCGAUGGCCCUGCUCGGCUUCUAAACUUAGAUCUUGAUGUUUGGGUUCACCUUAACUGUGCCCUCUGGUCGACUGAGGUGUAUGAGACGCAGGCUGGCGCCCUCAUCAACGUGGAGCUCGCAUUGCGGCGUGGACAAACAGUACGAUGCGCCUUCUGCCAGCAGACUGGAGCGACCAGCGGCUGCCACCGCCUACGCUGCACCAAUGUCUACCAUUUCACCUGUGCUCUGCAAGCUCACUGCACCUUCUUCAAGGACAAGACCAUGCUUUGUCAUGCCCACAGGCCCCGGGGAACAGCCGGACAUGCACUGGAUCAUGAGCUGCGCUGCUUUGCUGUCUUCAGACGCGUCUACGUCCAAAGAGACGAGGUGCGUCAGAUUGCAACUGCUGUGCGACAGCCUGAGUUGGGCUACACCUUUCGAGUCGGCAGUCUGGUGUCGCAUGUAAUGGGCCAGCUCACCCCUCAACAGAUGGCAGCCUUCCACUCCCCAACAUGCAUCUUUCCGGUCGGCUAUGAGGCUUGCCGCAUUUACUGGAGCAUGCGCCAUGGCAACCGCCGCUGCCGCUACAUCUGUUCUGUUGAGGAGCGAGAUGGCCUGCCGGAGUUCUCCAUCAGAGUCAUCGAACAGGGCUACAAAGACCUGGUCCUGACUGACGCCUCUGCUAAAGGAGUGUGGGAUAAGGUUCUGGGUCCUGUGGCUGAGAGCAGAAAUGAAUCAGGAACUCUGAAGCUCUUCCCUGUGUACCUGAAAGGAGAGGACUUGUUUGGACUCACAGUCCCUGCUGUGGCCAAGAUCACAGAAUCGCUGCCAGGAGUGGAGGCUUGUGAACGAUACUCCUUCCGUUAUGGACGCAACCCUCUGGUGGAAUUGCCUCUCGUGUUUAAUCCAGCUGGCUGUGCACGAGCCCAGCCAAGAACAAGCUCUCCUUACACCUCACUGGUGAUAAGGCCACAACCUCAGGCGGUCUCCAGCAGCAGUGCCAGGUCCAACCAGAAUGUGGCCCAAGGAGAAGGUGGCGCCCCCCAUAGCAAGCCUCCGGUAGUGCACCCCAGGUCUUCUCAAUACCGCUGGAUGAAGAGUGAGUGGAGAGCCAAUGUCUAUCUGGGACGCUCCCGCAUCCAGGGCCUGGGGCUGUUUGCUGCUAGAGACAUGGAAAAACAGACUAUGGUGAUUGAGUACAAUGGAACCGUCCUCCGAAAUGAGGUUGCCGUCAGCAAGGAGAAUAUCUACAGAUCACAGAACCGAACAAUUUUCAUGUUCCGCAUCGACAGCGAACAUGUUGUUGAUGCCACUCGAAGUGGGGGGCUUGCAAGAUAUAUCAACCACUCUUGUGGCCCGAACUGUGUUGCUGAGGUGGUCACAUUUGAACGAGGCUACAAAAUCAUCAUCAGCUGCCUUCGCCGAAUCGAAAAAGGAGAGGAGCUGUGUUUCGACUACCAGUUUGACAUUGCGGCGGGUCAACACAAGAUCGCUUGCCACUGUGGAGCUCCUGAAUGCAGGAAGUGGAUUAACUGAAGAGAACAGAAGUGACUAAUUUAAAUGCAUUCCUUGCUAAAGUGAGUGUGAAAGCUGUGAUCUCUGCAGAGAGAGACAAACCGCUUCACGCUUAAGUCAUUUUAAGAGCAGAAGGCCCGAACCGUUGGAGGAGAUGAAUGAAUUGAGGUGUUGGUUUAUUAAGAUCAUGGUCAGGUGACGGGGUGGAGGAAGGGGAAUAGAACACAGUAGCAGGAUGUGACUUGUGCCAUACUAUGUGAGAGGCUCAGUUGUAUGAGAUGCCUCCGUCUGUCUUUACGCGUUUGUGCGUUUUGGUGUACAUGGGUUGAGGAAUCCACCAGCGAAUGAGAAAGCACUGUGCAGGGUGCGGCCUUAUUGCUUACUAAGGGCAGGCCCUUUUGUUUCAUACUGUUAAUGUAUACCGUAUGACUAAAUGUAGACAUCACUGAAUGAGGAAUGUACAGCAAUGAACACUGCGAAGGGAAUAUUAACUUGCACUAAGAAAAAAAACAAAAAGAAACAAAAAAAACACACAUACACACAAAAAACUUUUAAAUACUUGAUUCCAUGAGUCAGUUUUAUCAUAGGUCUCUGUCAUGUAAUUUGUGUGAACUUUGAGAGGUUUUGUAUUUAUUACUGAGUGAAUGAAUUUUAUUCUCAAAAUGAUGAGAUUGAGUUGAAGAAGGCUAGAGUGCUAUUGUUUUUAAAGAUUGAGGAAGACAUGCUGUUACUUUUUGUAUAAAUGUACAUAAAGAAAACUAUAGGAAUAACCGACCAAAUACUACCUUAACCUUCUCGAUGUUUGGGUGUUUUUCAAAAAUGUUUCUGUUCCGUUUGUCAUUGAAAUUUAUUUAAGAUGGACGUUAUUUCAGUUUGAGAGUAUAUAUUAUGAUUAUUCUGUACAGAAUUUGUAAUAUAACCACAAUAAUUCACAAAGUAUUUUUGUUGUAUUAAAAGUAAGGUAUUGUAGCGUAGUGUUUUGUGACUUACACAUACUUUGACCACUCAAAGAAUAAAUAUUUUUGUUGACUAACGUAACGAGUUAUCGGUUACAGAAUAAAGGAAAGGAAAAAGAAAAACCUUCAAAUAGAAAGAGAUCCGUGCGAUCUGUUUGCUGUAAUCAGGUUUGGUUUUAAAGAACUGUGAAUUAGGUUUUCAAACCCAAAAAACUUUUUAACUUUUUAACAUAAAUAAGAACACCGACAUGUAUUUACCUGUAUUUGUUUUUACAUUGCUUUGAAAAUAAGGUGCAACCGUCUAAUGAUGUUGUCGAGUUAGACAAAACCAGUGUGUGACCGAGAGAAUUGUAUGUUGAAUCAUUCUUUGGAACUGUAGGUUGUUCUGCUCCUUUGAACAGAAAUGGCAUUCUCCUUAAUCAGAAAUAUUUCUUAUACUGAAACUUCACAAGUCACAUGCUUCGAAGCGCAAGAGCUUCUGCGUGCACAAUUUCAAGUCGACUGUAAAAUUUUGGAGACAGUCUUAGAACUUGUAAUGUAUAUGGCAUGUAUUUUUUUAACUUUCCGAAGACUCAAUUGUAUAUAUUUUUCUCAAUGAAUGGUUGUAACAAAAUUCUUUCUUGGAUAUAUUUCUUCUCUUGUAUGAUAUUAAAUCAUCCUGCCAGUGUGUUUGUGCAACAUUUUCUUGGUCGUGUAGUCAGAUUUUUUUUUUUCUUCCUUUUAUCCUUUUUUUUUUCUCCUUUUUUUUUGAAAAUGCCUUUUGAAGUGUACAGAGUAUGAGGUUUGGAGUUUGUGGAAUUGAAUUUAGAAACAUUUACAAAAAUAAACUAUUUUACAUGUUAA
Molecule: messenger RNA, 17197 nt
Organism: Labrus mixtus (cuckoo wrasse)
Lineage: Eukaryota; Metazoa; Chordata; Actinopteri; Labriformes; Labridae
Gene: kmt2cb
Product: lysine (K)-specific methyltransferase 2Cb
Exons: 61
Coding region: 375-15419 (5014 amino acids)
Biological process (GO): positive regulation of transcription by RNA polymerase II
Cellular component (GO): nucleus; MLL3/4 complex
Molecular function (GO): histone H3K4 methyltransferase activity; transcription coactivator activity; histone binding
Source: RefSeq, a predicted model, not a curated record